AUGGUGCAUUUACUCGGUCCCUCCAGGAAGCGCAGUUUCACAGUCUCGACUGGAAAGCUGUUGAUGAUGUCUAUCCAUCAUUUUGCCAAAAAAAAGGAGAUAAGUCACCAAAGCAAAAGAGGUCAAAUUCCAACAAGAAAAUCGGCGUUUGCAUUUGAUAUUGAUGGUGUGCUAAAAGCAGGAGAACAUGUCUUACCUCAAGCAAGGCGAGCGUUGGCCAUGCUAGAAGGAAAGAAUGCCAAAAAUGCAAAGAUUCCAUACAUAUUCAUCACAAAUGGCGGAGGACCAUCUGAAACCGAACGAGCGAAAAAGCUAAGCAAAGAAUUCGAAUUGGACAUCAAGCCUGAUCAAGUCAUUCAAGCGCAUACAGUCUUGCAAUCCCUUACCAAACGAUUUGCUGACCUGCCCGUACUAAUGAUAGGAGGACCAGAUCGGCCGCCAGGCGCAUCAAGAAAAGUGAUGGAAGAUUAUGGUUUCAAUAAUGUGUAUACUUCUCAUGACAUACAUGCUUGGCAACAAUCUUCUUGGCCAUUCUCCAGACCUUCAAAAGAUCAGGAAUCAUCAAUACGCAAAGGUGACUUUUCCAAAGUUCAUUUUGCUGCUGUUUUGGUAUUUCAUGAUAGUCGCGAUUGGGGUAGGGAUUUGCAGUACAUCUGUGAUGUUUUACGUUCUCCCGAUGGUAGGAUUGGAGUCGUAGGCGAUGAUACGCAUGAACAACCAUUUUUGGCUUUCUCUCAUGGCGAUCUGAUAUGGGGUAAUGAUUUCACUGCACCAAGGUUCGGUCAAGGUGCAUUCCAAGAGGCAGUAAAGGCAGUUUAUGAAGUUACGAGCGGAAGACCAUUGGAAGCAGUCACGUUUGGCAAACCGCAAAGAUUGACGUACGAAUACGCUGAUGCUCUACUAAGGGAAAGGAUGUCAUUGAAAGAUGAAAAUACACAAGCUGAUGGAGAAAUGUCGGUUUGGAUGAUUGGCGAUAAUCCAGCUUCAGAUAUUGCAGGGGCUAAUGGAUUCGGCUGGAAAUCGGCAUUAGUACGUACAGGUGUUUAUCGUGAUCAAGAUGGACCUCCGAAACACAAGCCUACAAUCCUGGUUGAUGAUGUAGAAGAAGCCGUUCGAAAAGCAAUCGAAGAAGAUUGGCAGCGAUAA
Molecule: messenger RNA, 1146 nt
Organism: Meira miltonrushii
Lineage: Eukaryota; Fungi; Basidiomycota; Exobasidiomycetes; Exobasidiales; Brachybasidiaceae
Product: HAD-superfamily hydrolase
Exons: 4
Coding region: 1-1146 (381 amino acids)
Biological process (GO): glycerophospholipid biosynthetic process
Cellular component (GO): mitochondrion
Source: RefSeq, a predicted model, not a curated record